AUGGAACACAUGAAGGAAAACCAUCUAUGGCCCCCGGUCCCUACCCGGCGGUCCCUACCCGGCGUUCCCUACCCGGCGGUCCCUACCCGGCGGUCCCUACCCGCGGUCCCUACCCGGCGUUCCCUACCCGGCGUUCCCCUACCCAGGCGGCCCCUACCCGGCGGUCCCUACCCGGUCCCUACCCAGCGGGCCCUACCCAGCGGUCCCUACCCGGGUCCCUACCCGGUCCCUACCCGGCGGGCCCUACCCAGCGUUCCCUACCCAGCGUUCCCUACCCAGUGUUCCUUACCCAGCGGUCCCUACCCAGCGGUCCCUACCCAGCGUUCCCUACCCAGCGGUCGCUACCCAGCGGUCCCUACCCAGCGUUCCCUACCCAGCGGUCGCUACCCAGCAGGCCCUACCCAGCAGGCCAUACCCAGCGGUCUCUACCCAGCGGUCCCUACCCAGCAGGCCCUACCCAGCGGUCGCUACCCAGCAGGCCCUACCCAGCGGUCCCUACCCAGCAGGCCCUACCCAGCGGUCCCUACCCAGCAGGCCCUACCCAGCAGGCCCUACCCAGCAGGCCCUACCCAGCGGUCGCUACCCAGCGGUCGCUACCCAGCGGGCCCUACCCAGCGGUCCCUACCCAGCAGGCCCUACCCAGCAGUCUCUACCCAGCGGUCCCUACCCAGCGGGCCCUACCCAGCGGGCCUUACCCAGCAGGCCCUACCCAGCGGUCCCUACCCAGCGGGCCCUACCCAGCGGGCCUUACCCAGCAGGCCCUACCCAGCGGUCCCUACCCAGCAGGCCCUACCCAGCGGUCCCUACCCAGCGGUCCCUACCCAGUGGUCCCUACCCAGCAGGCCCUACCCAGCGGUCGCUACCCAGCGGGCCCUACCCAGCGGUCCCUACCCAGCAGGCCCUACCCAGCGGUCGCUACCCAGCGGGCCCUACCCAGCGGUCCCUACCCAGCAGGCCCUACCCAGCAGGCCCUACCCAGCAGUCUCUACCCAGCGGUCCCUACCCAGCGGUCCCUACCCAGCAGGCCCUACCCAGCAGGCCCUACCCAGCAGUCUCUACCCAGCGGUCUAG
Messenger RNA from Oncorhynchus tshawytscha (Chinook salmon), 1071 nucleotides. RefSeq names its product proline-rich protein 2-like. Bases 1 to 1071 code for a protein of 356 amino acids. The transcript has a single exon. Lineage: Eukaryota; Metazoa; Chordata; Actinopteri; Salmoniformes; Salmonidae. The record is from RefSeq and is a predicted model, not a curated record.